Molecule: messenger RNA, 1315 nt
Organism: Lolium perenne
Lineage: Eukaryota; Viridiplantae; Streptophyta; Magnoliopsida; Poales; Poaceae
Product: S-norcoclaurine synthase 1
Source: RefSeq, a predicted model, not a curated record
UAUGCUUCAUCAGUAGUAUAUAACAAGCAACAGCAAGGCAAGUGAAUACCGUAGCGGAGCACGUAAUUCAGAACUAGCUAGCUAGUGAACAUGGAGGUGGAGGCCCCGUGUGGUGGUGGCAGCGCCGGCGAGAGCAGGUGGUCGUUGGGAUCGUCGCUUGCUGUUAGGAACGUGCAAGAUCUCGUGUCGUCCUCCGCCGCCGAGGAGCUCACACCCGAUAUGAUCCAACGGUACAUCCAGCCAGACAUCGACGCGCACGCUGUUCUCGCCGAGCACUCUGAGGAGGUUCCGGUCAUCGACCUCGGCAAGCUCAUGAACGCUGAGACUGUGGAAGACGAGACGGCCAAGCUCAAGCUUGCCUGCGAGGAGUGGGGCUUCUUUCAGGUUUUGAAUCAUGGAGUACCAGAUGAGGUCAUCGUGGGCAUAAAGCAGAACAUUCACAAGUUCUUCGAGCUUCCCCUCGAUGUGAAGAAUGGUUACGCACAGCGUCCAGGAGAUUUGCAAGGCUAUGGACAAGCCUUUGUUUUCUCCGAUGAUCAAAAGCUUGACUGGGCUGAUAUGUUUGGGCUCUUCACCCAGCCGACUCAAGCCCGUGAUAUGAGUUACUGGCCGAGUGAACCUCGUACAUUCAGGAAUUCCAUUGAAGAAUACACUUCUGAAUUGAUGAAACUUUCUCACUCAAUUGUCACCUUCAUUGCCAAAACACUAGAUUUUGAUCCAGAGUUGAUGGCAGACAAAAAUGUGGGACAAUUUCUGAGGAUGAACUACUACCCUCCAUGCAUGUCAACUCCUGGAAAGGUUUUGGGUUUCUCACCACAUUCUGAUGCAUCUUUUAUAACUAUCCUGUUAGAAGUUAAUUCCGUUCAAGGGCUACAAAUCAGAAGGCGUGGUGCAUGGAUCCCAGUGAAACCACAUGGUGAUGCAUUAUUGGUGAAUGUGGGUGACUUUCUUGAGAUUAUGACGAAUGGGAAGUACAAGAGCAUUGAGCAUAGGGUCACAAUAAAUGCCCAUAAGGAACGGCUGUCCAUAUCAGCGUUUCAUGUGCCAAAGUAUGAUGGGAUAGUUUCACCAGUUUUGGGUAAUACAGAAGAGAAAGUGUUAUACAAGACAACGAUAGUAGAGGAGUAUGCAAGACUUUAUUUGUCAAGUAAGCGAGAUGGAAAGAGGACCCUGGAUCAUGCAAUGCUGUCCUAAAUAUUAGGCUUGUUUACUAUCCAAUGUUCGGUCUAGAUAAACAUUCAUAACUAAAUUUAUUUUUGAGUGAAAUUUAUGUAUUUAUCAUUGGGAAUCUUCUAAGUGGAAUUUGAUUUUUUCA